UUGUAUGUUGUAUGUUGUAUGUUGUAUGUUGCUAAACCGCUCCGAGAACUUCCCACAGCCAACUCCCACCAACCACAACCAACCAUCAACCACUUCGCCUUUUCUCCUCGCCCAACAAUCACCACCACAACCACCACCACCACCACCACCACCGCUCCUCUGCGCUGUCCAACAUCUCCCAAUCCCGCUCAGUCUAGCUCAAUCGGCAACCUCUCUCCCCCCAAUGUCGUCCACCACCCUCUUCCGCAUUGCCUCGCGCACAGCCCCAGUCGGCUUUUUCAGAGCUUCCUACUCUGCCCGAUCAAGAGUUGCCGCGCCCGUCUUCGCUGCUGCCGCCGCUCCCGCCAUUGUCGCUUUUGGAGGAGUGAGCAGCUUCAGCUCGUCGUCCAAAUGCGCCAGCGGAGCUAUGGGCCAUGAGGAGGAGACUUUUGAAGAGUUCUCUGCCAGAUAUGAGAAGGAAUUCGAUGGUGUACAGGAUGUCUUCGAACUGCAGCGAAACCUUAACAAUGCCUUCGCCUACGAUCUCGUCCCCUCCGUCAGCGUCAUGACCGCCGCCCUCAAGGCUGCCCGCAGAGUCAACGACUUCCCCACCGCCGUUAGAAUCUUCGAAGGCAUCAGAGCCAAGGUCGAAAACAAGGCCCAAUACGAAAUGUACCUCGAAGAACUGAAGAGUCUACGAGAGGAACUCGGAGUCACGCUCCAGGAGGAAUUGUAUCCCCAGGAGCAGAAAUAAAGCACCCACCGCCAUUCUUUUUCUUCCUUUCUUCCUUUCUCCUUUCCUUAAACCGUUUUUUAUUCCGUUUCGAAAAAGACUCAAUAUCAAUUUGGUUUCCCGCCCUCUCCUCUCUAUCUACUUUCUCUCUCUCUCCCUCUCUCCGCUCUCUCCCAUCUGUAAUAUCUCUCCUGUCACCUGCCUGCCUCCGUUUUCCUCCUCUACCAGACAACUCGCAUUUCUAAAGUGGUGAAUUGGAAUUGGGGUUGGCGGUCCCAUCAUUGUUUCAAAUAUAUAAUACAUACACCCCGAACCCCUAAAAUAUCCGGGAAAAAAAAUAGAAAACGAAAAAGCGUCGAGGGUAAUGUGGGGGUGGCGAGGGCAAGGACAUAGAUGUGGAUUGCGGGAGCAGGAACGGGAUGAAUUGUUAUAGGGAGAUAGAUGGUGAUGAAUGGGGGGUAGGGUAGCCAUAGGGAUGGCGAUUAUUGAUUGCAAUGCGAAAAUGGGGAAAUGGAAAAAAAUAAAAAAGAUGAAAGAAGAGAAGGAAAGAAAGAAGAUGAGAAGGAAAACAAACACACACACACACACAUACACCAUACAUACACACACUAGCCAGCAAUCUCUCACUCAUCACAAAACACCCAAAAAUGACUUGCAUAUAUGUACAUGUAACUAUAUGAACACUAGGAAGAAGCGGGGGGGAUGACAAUAGGUUCUUGUUUUAUUAUUAUUACUAUUUCUACUAUUUAUUCCAUACUCUUUUUCUUUUGUGAUGGCCUCAAAACCAAAACCACAACUUAGCUGUAAGAACAGGCAGCGGAGAAAAACAAGUAGGGAUGUAUAUAUAUAUAGUGGUGAUUUAUUGUAGUUGUGGAAUGAGAGUCUCUCUCUUAGCCCUGUUUCAUUACUUCUCUCCCUCUCUGCCAUCUUUGAAAGGAAAGUCAGGAAAUGCAAAAAAGAUGGGAUUCCAACAAUUUGUUACACUCAUCUGAAUGCUGCAUAGAUAAAUUAAUGUGUCAAUGAGACCAUUUUUCAUACCAUUUUUCAAAACAGAUAGUUAAUAGAAUAAGUUAC
This is a messenger RNA of Blastomyces dermatitidis ER-3, 1786 nucleotides long. RefSeq names its product cytochrome c oxidase polypeptide VI. Bases 5 to 733 code for a protein of 242 amino acids. The record is from RefSeq and is a predicted model, not a curated record. Gene Ontology annotation, cellular component: mitochondrial inner membrane. NCBI's taxonomy places the organism in Eukaryota, Fungi, Ascomycota, Eurotiomycetes, Onygenales, Ajellomycetaceae. The transcript has 5 exons. Gene Ontology annotation, biological process: mitochondrial electron transport, cytochrome c to oxygen.